UAAUUAGGUACCAUUAUAUUGUAGUACAUACCUACUUACUUUCUUUUCAUAUCAAUCAAUCAAACUUUUUUUUUUUCAAUCUUUGUCGCAGAUUUUAGCUUGAAUUUGGAAUCUAUGUACUUUACGAAUAAUCUAAAUGAGAAAUUUAAACCAAUGUAAUUUAAUCUUGAUAAACUAUGAUGCAGGUGUUAAAUCAAACGAGCAUGUGUGGUGUGAUUUGUGUUGUUUGAAGGAACUGUGAAGGUCUAAGUUUUUAUCUCUUGAAUUUCGACUUAUUAUCGUGCCGAUAAAUGAGUAUGCUAUUGAUAGUGAUAAUGAACGAUACAAUAGCCUACUGUGGUUGAUUUUUCGAGCCGCCACCGGCAUCCAUUAUCAGAUUUAUUUACAUUUAGAAUGGAGAAGGAAACGGUCGGCGACCAAGGGCCUUCCUUGGACAGGCCGCCAGAGAUUGGUCUCAAAUUACUUCUAAACCAUGAAUAUCCUUUACAAAGUAAGCAGAACAUCAAGCUUAGAGCUAACCAAGUAGUGGAUAUGAUGCCCCUUACAACAAGGUACCUUAAAUAUUAUAUGGGGAGGAAGCUACAAAAGAAAAAGCCGAUCAUGGACUACAUGCACAUGAUUUCAGCACAAAGAAUGUAUGGUUGUCCAAUAGGAGGUAUUGGAGGAGGUACAAUAGGCAGAGGUUAUAGAGGAGAGUUCUGUCGGUUCCAACUGUAUCCCGGCAUUUACGAGUAUGUCACCGUACCAGAAUGCCAGUUUAUAGUCAACAUCAGAAAUGCUGAGAAGGAGACUAUAUUUCAGUCUGUUUUGUCUACAUAUGACAAACCAAAAAAGGCUCCUGCCUCCUGGGAAUGGAAUCUGAACCCUGCCGAGUGUGAAUACACAGCUCUGUACCCGCGAGCAUGGACAACUUAUGACUUAUCUAAAUACGGCAUCAAACUUGUUUGUCGACAGAUAUCACCUGUGAUACCACAUAAUUAUAAGGAUAGCAGCUUACCAUGUGCAGUAUUUGUAUUUUCGGCCAAAAACGUGUGCAACGAACAUAGGGACGUGUCUAUUACUUUGACAUGGACUGAACUUCUUUCAGGGCCGAACAAGAAAAAGUCAAUAGCUAAAUUAGAAUUAGAAAGGUAUGCUGAAGAUCAUACAUGCGGAGUUUCUCUAGAACAAAAAAUCGCCGAUACGCCUUGCACCUUCACCAUAGCCAAAAGCAAGAACGAGGGCGAAACUAUCCACGAGGCAUAUUGUCUAUGGAAUUCGACCAAAACAUCAUCGUAUGUGUGGGAGUGUUUGAAGGCGAAUGGGAAACUGGCACCAGAUCCAAGCCUGACCCCGCCUCCGCCUACAAUGACUGAUAAAGAUAAAGGGGAAACGGAGAAGAAGGAGAAGCACAAAAAAAUAUAUAAAUGUGACUCCAUGGGUCUAUCGAGUGUGAUAUCUUUGGAUCCGGGAGGGGUAGAAGUAACUGAGUUUUGCCUUGCGUGGGAUAUGCCUGUGAUUAAAUAUAAGAAAGAUAAAAAAGUACACAAAAGGUAUUAUACGAAAUAUUUCGGUAGUGAUGGAAUCGCUGGCGCCAGCAUAGCUGCGUACGCGCUUAGGAACUAUGAAAACUGGGAGAAGCAACUCGCAGAGUGGCAAGAUCCCAUAUUCACUAAUAGCAAUAUACCAGAUUGGUUGAAAAGUGCCUUAAUGAAUGAGCUUUAUUUUAUUGCUGAUGGUGGGACCAUUUGGUUCGACGUCCAUGAUGAAUAUCCAGAAAGUGAUCCCAGACAUGAUUUCGGCCUGUUUGGUUACCUGGAGGGGCACGAGUACAGGAUGUACAACACGUACGACGUCCACUUCUACGCCUCGUUUGCCUUGGCGCAGCUGUGGCCUAAUCUGCAAGUAGUUCUACAAUAUAUGUACCGAGAUACAAUCACACAAGAAACCGAGAAAUGUAGACCGUCCUUAUAUAAUGGAAAAACUGUCAAGUUCAAGAUCAAGGACUCCAUUCCACACGAUUUGGGAGACCCAGAGGGCAUUCCAUUUUCGAACAUAAACGCUUACAACAUCCACGACGUGAGCGAAUGGCGCGAUCUGAAUCUGAAGUUCAUACUGCAAGUGUUGCGCGACUACCGUUUGCUUCGGGGGCAUACCGCGCCGUUCGGCAACAAAAGGUACCGCUCCAUCGCCUAUAUCGACGACGUGAGGGACGGCACUGAGGACGACCUAUACUCCAGAUCCACUGGACAAGCGGACAGUGAAACUGUGGCGAGUGAAACUGCAACUGUGGUCCAGGAUAACAGUCCGGUGGUCGUCGGCAGAUCGUACGCUGUAGGCGAUAUAUUGGAUUUGCUGUAUAGAAAUACGGAGAGAGAGCCCGAAGGUGGCGGGGAGCAUUCCCAGCCCCACGGGCCCGUCGCGACCGUGUGGGACUCGGAGCGGUAUCUCAGUGACAUGUACGACGCAUGCGUCACUCUGCUACGGCGAGCCAUGCUGUGGGACAAAGACGGAGAUGGACUUAUAGAAAAUGGAGGCUUUCCUGACCAGACUUAUGACGCUUGGGUGAUGAGGGGGCCGAGCGCAUACUGCGGCGGUCUCUGGGUGGCGUCAGUAUGCGCCGUAAAGACGAUGGCCCGUAUCCUCGGGCGCGAGGCGGACGAGAGGGAGUUCAGCAAGUGGUUGGAGCAGGCGGCGCGCUCCUACGAGGACAAGCUGUGGAACGGGAACUACUACCGGUUCGACGUCCGGCAGGCGACCAGCCGGACUGUCAUGGCGGAUCAGCUGGCUGGGCAUUGGUACCUCCGCGCGUCCGGCAUCCACGAAUCAGUAUUCCCCGAUGCGAACGUAAAGAAAGCUCUGUCAACGAUAUACAACAACAACGUGUUGAAAUUCAACGAGGGGAGGAUGGGCGCUGUCAACGGCUACGUGACCGGCGCCGCGGGGCACGUCGACACCACCGCCAUACAGAGCGAGGAGGUGUGGACGGGAACCACUUUCGGGCUGGCCGCUGUUAUGAUAUACGAAGGAAUGCGCGACGAAGCGUUUGUCACCGCGGGCGGUUUAUACAAAACGCUGUCUGAAAUGGGCCUGGCCUUCGAAACGCCCGAAGCUUUGUACGAAAACGGGAACCACCGUUCCAUAGCGUACAUGCGGCCUCUAGCUAUAUGGUCCAUCUACCAGGCUUUGCUCGCGGGACCUCCCCCGAAGACGGCCACGGCGAAUGGGCAAGUGCAUACCAAAGAUAAUCAAUUAUAGAAUAUAUUACAGCCGAAAGAGAUAAGGCUCUACCAUGAGUUUUGGUGCUAGUGAUGCUAUAUGUGGAAUUUCAAAAAUAGGGAAAUUUAAAAAUGUAACAUUUAUAAUUCUUUGGAAUCUUUGGUUCUAUGAUCGUAAGGUUUCAGGUUCUGAUCACGCUUAAGCCAAGACUAUUUAGCAAAAAGAAGCCACCGCCCGCAUCCACCCGAAGUUCAUGGUGGACUUACGAAAACUAUAGCCGUCUCAUAUUAUCAAUACCACAAAAAAAAGGACAUAAUAAAUUACAGUUUAAAAAAUUACAUUAAUUUGAUACUCUAUUAUCCAUUUUCAAGCAUUGAGUGCAUUAAUAUAGCUAAUACUAAAAAUUUAUUAAAUUACAAUUAUUUUAUUUAAUGUAAUUUAUUUUAAAUAUGCCUAUCUAGGUAAUAAUUAUUUUUGUAUGAAAAUGCUAGAAAUGUAUGGUGAUGAAGUGACAAAAAAUAGACCCGUUUGUUGUGCGUAUUGUAAAAGUUUCAAUUUCUCAUAGUAAGAUUUUGAUAAACGCACAGCUUUCGAGCUACGAAAAUUUACGGAAAAUCCAUAAUUGUCCGUAAAUUUUCGUUUUUAAAAUAAAUAUCGCACUCGUUUAAAAUGAAAUGUUUUAUAAAUUUCAGUUUGAAAUAAAAUUUCUAGCCAUUUGCGGAGUGAGAUUUUAUGUACACAAAUUAUUUGUUAAUGUAAAAAAUAAUCAUUUGUUACAACAUUGUGAGAUAUUUUUCAAAAGAGGAAAAGAAUAAAGUCUCUUUACUGUUUGGAAAAUGGUACUAGUUUAUAUGUAUGGGAUACAUAAUGAGUGACCUAUCAAUAUAUCUUAAAUUUGUCAAGAAGUUUAUAUGUAUAAUCAAAUUCGAAAAUCACAUCUAAUAUUUUA
Amyelois transitella is the source of this 4147-nucleotide messenger RNA. RefSeq names its product non-lysosomal glucosylceramidase. Gene Ontology annotation, biological process: carbohydrate metabolic process; glucosylceramide catabolic process. Gene Ontology annotation, molecular function: glucosylceramidase activity; beta-glucosidase activity. The transcript has 16 exons. Gene Ontology annotation, cellular component: membrane. Lineage: Eukaryota; Metazoa; Arthropoda; Insecta; Lepidoptera; Pyralidae. The record is from RefSeq and is a predicted model, not a curated record. The coding region runs from base 394 to 3237 and encodes 947 amino acids.